UAGGGAUCAGUCUCCACCCCCCUCAGCUCUUACCAUCUGGAGGUGAUCCUGAAGAGGCGACGGCAGCAGACCGAAGUGCUCAGUUCAUCACCAAACCCCAAACCCUGUACAUUAUCCCUUAAAGUGCAGAGAGUGACCCAUUCCCUCCAUCGGCUGCCCCACUGACCAAUAGCUUUUAAUCGUGAUUUGUCUUGAUCUUUAAGGACAUACACUGCAGCAGUAAACACUGGGAUAGCAAGAUGGCACGGGAUAUGUCUGACAAGGACAUCCUUAAAAUGGAGUUGGAACAACUUCAGAAGGAGGUGAAGAACACUAGAGAGCCUGUUUCUAAAACUGCAAAGGAGAUUUGUGAAUGGGUAGAGGCCCAAUCUGCAGAAGAUCCUCUCAUAAAAGGAGUUCCUGAGGACAAAAACCCCUUCAGGGAGAAGGGUGGAUGCAUAAUAACUUAGCACAUGUGAUUUCUUGUGGUAGAAUUAUAUGAGGAUGUUUUACUUUGUGCAAAUGAGAGUUGUUUAGCAGUCUGUUAUCCAAACCUGAAUGAGGAGUAAGCACAUUGUGCUUAGCUUUAGCAUCUCCACUAGACACCAUAGAGACUGCAAGACCUGAACAAAUACUUGACCUUACAGAGUCAAAAAAGUAUUGGUUUUGGCUGUGUGAGGGCUAUCUGUUCUUAUACUGAUGAAAGGCAGCCCUCUUGAAGCAAACUCUUUGUAAAUAAAACAAGAAACUAACUUCGGAACUGAACUGUAAAUCCAUUCUCGUUCCAUCUCUCAUCAUUCCAUCUUCAAAAAAAUAAAGUUGCAUUCAGAAAGCAAA
Cyprinus carpio (common carp) is the source of this 816-nucleotide messenger RNA. RefSeq names its product guanine nucleotide-binding protein G(I)/G(S)/G(O) subunit gamma-T2-like. The coding region runs from base 240 to 449 and encodes 69 amino acids. The transcript has 4 exons. The record is from RefSeq and is a predicted model, not a curated record. Gene Ontology annotation, biological process: G protein-coupled receptor signaling pathway. Gene Ontology annotation, cellular component: heterotrimeric G-protein complex. Lineage: Eukaryota; Metazoa; Chordata; Actinopteri; Cypriniformes; Cyprinidae. Gene Ontology annotation, molecular function: G-protein beta-subunit binding.